AUACUUGUUUUUGAUGGACGAUUCUUGAUAUUUACAGUAAAUAUGGUAUGUGUUUAGAAUUCACAUCAUUCUAGAAAUCUAGAUAAAUAUUGAUUGAAAAAAAAGUGAAGGUAUCGAAUUUUGCUGAAAAUAGAGUGAAAUACAUUUUAAAAAUGAGCGAAGAUCGCUUGGAUUUUCUAUUGCUGGGCGCAACUGGUGUAACUGGGAUGUACUGCAUUCCAGUUCUCCAAGAAUUGUCAAAGGAAAAUGGAAGAAACUUCACAUGGGGCGUAGCUGGACGAUCGGAGAAAAAGAUAAAAGAUGUUCUUGCUCAAGUGGGAGAUAAAAUUGGGGUGGAUUUAUCUUCAACACCCAUCGUAUUAGCCGAUGUGAACGAUGACGAAUCGCUGCUUAAGAUGGCACGAAAAACAAAAAUUUUAAUCAACUUAUGCGGACCUUAUAACACUUUAGGAUUACCCGUGGUUGAAGCUUGCGUUAUUGCUGGUACCCAUCACUUGGAUAUAAGUGGCGAACCUGAAUAUAUAAACUCACUUCCUGAAAAAUUUAACAAUAUAGCUAAAGAGAAGGGAUUGUAUAUAGUAAGUGCGUGCGGUUUGGAUUGCUUACCAAGUGAUUUGGGACUAACUUAUCUAAACGAAAAAUUCGAUGGUACUUUGAAUUCGGUGGUGGUACAUGCUAAUAUGUGGUUUGAAAGUCGAGAUGAUGGGCCUAUUAUCAAUUUCGGUACGUGGGAGAGCUUCGUCUACGCUGUUAAACAUGGUUUACAGUUCAAAGAAAUGAAAAAAGUGAUCUGUCCAGAAAAAAAGUACAACUUUCGACCGAAAUUGAAGGUUUGCCAUUUACCCCGAUACUCCAAAACCGUUAAUGGUUGGACAAUGUAUUCAGUGGCAUGUGAUAAACUAGUGAUGGAAGAAACUCAAAAGUUUUUGUACGAAAACGAAAAUCGUCGACCGGUUCAAGUUGACAUGUUGGUUCACGUCCAAACUUUUUGGAAUUUUCUUACCUUGCAGCUCAUCUUAUUAUUAUGUAUGAUUUUAGCGCCGUUUCGAUGCGGCAGAUGGCUUCUACUUAAUUACCCUCAUAUAUUUACAGCGGGAUAUCUCAAGACGAAGGAUAAAACGCCUUCAGAAGAAACUGUUGAAAACUGUUGGUAUCAGAAUACUUUUUACGGGGAAGGGUGGAAAGAAAAAUUGACCGAUAAGGAUCAAGAAUUUACCGUACCGCCGAAUAAAAGUAUUCUGGCGAGAUUUAAAACUAGAAAUCCGGCAUAUCGGUUCUCAUCUUACGCUAUAGUCGCAGCGGCGAUCAUGAUUUCGAGCGAAAAGGAGAAACUACCCAAAAAUGGCGGUGUAUAUUCACCAGGAGCUGCAUUCAGUAAAACGUCAUUAAUGGAAUAUUUAAUCAAUAAAUGUUGUAGUUUUGAAAUAAUCGAAGAAAAAGAUUUAUAAUUAUUUUAUAUUUAUAUAAGAAACAAUCUAAUAACAUCACAAUUUUCUUAGUACUCAAAAAAACUAAUAUAAAGAUCAAAGUUUAUUAUUCUUUAAACACUAUUAACUUUUUUAUUGUUAAUAUAUAAGCGAAUAUUGUUUUUUUUUGUAUAAAAUUAAAUAUUUAGCU
Diorhabda sublineata is the source of this 1617-nucleotide messenger RNA. RefSeq names its product saccharopine dehydrogenase-like oxidoreductase. The record is from RefSeq and is a predicted model, not a curated record. The coding region runs from base 153 to 1448 and encodes 431 amino acids. Gene Ontology annotation, biological process: glycolipid biosynthetic process. The transcript has 7 exons. Gene Ontology annotation, cellular component: lipid droplet; mitochondrion; plasma membrane. Lineage: Eukaryota; Metazoa; Arthropoda; Insecta; Coleoptera; Chrysomelidae.